GCCGCUCGUCCCAGCCUGUAGCCGUCCUGGGGACACAGAGCCCUCCGUGGUGCCUGGGGCUUGGAUUGGAGCCAGGACCUCACUUCCUCCUCUGCCCCUGUCCCUGCCCCUCCCAGCACCUGGCCCACACCCUGCAGCCCACCCCAUGGUCUGGUCCUGGGUGGCGAUGGCGUCCAGGUGGGGUCCCCUCGUCGGCCUGGCUCCGCGCUGCCUCUGGCUCCUGGGGGCGGUACUCCUGAUGGAUGCGUCAGCACGGCCUGCCAACCACUCGUCCACUCGAGAGAGAGCGGCCAACAGGGAGGAGAACGAGAUCCUGCCCCCGGACCACCUGAACGGGGUGAAGCUGGAGAUGGACGGGCACCUCAAUCGGGGCUUCCACCAGGAGGUCUUCCUAGGCAAGGACCUGGGGGGCUUUGAUGAGGACGUGGAGCCGCGGCGGAGCCGGAGGAAGCUGAUGGUCAUCUUCUCCAAGGUGGACGUGAACACCGACCGGAAGAUCAGUGCCAAGGAGAUGCAGCGCUGGAUCAUGGAGAAGACGGCCGAGCACUUCCAGGAGGCCAUGGAGGAGAGCAAGACACACUUCCGUGCCGUGGACCCCGAUGGGGACGGCCACGUGUCAUGGGACGAGUAUAAGGUGAAGUUUUUGGCGAGUAAAGGCCAUAGCGAGAAGGAGGUUGCCGACGCCAUCAGGCUCAACGAGGAGCUCAAAGUGGAUGAGGAAACACAGGAAGUCCUGGAGAACCUGAAGGACCGCUGGUACCAGGCAGACAGCCCCCCCGCGGACCUGCUGCUGACAGAGGAGGAGUUCCUGUCGUUCCUCCACCCCGAGCACAGCCGGGGGAUGCUCAGGUUCAUGGUGAAGGAGAUCGUCCGGGACCUGGGUGAGGCUGGGUCCAGCCUGGCUGGCGCGCCAGGGCCCGGGGACCAACGGCAGGGGCCGGGCAUCGCCGAGAAGUCGGGUAAGGUCCUGUGGGAGCCCCAGCCUGGGUGUGGGCUGAUCCAUUCCCGUCUCACAGACCAGGACGGUGACAAGCAGCUGUCUCUGCCGGAGUUCGUCUCCCUGCCCGUGGGCACCGUGGAGAACCAGCAGGGCCAGGACAUUGACGACAACUGGGUGAAAGACAGAAAAAAGGAGUUUGAGGAGCUCAUUGACUCCAACCACGACGGCAUCGUGACGGCAGAGGAGCUGGAGAGCUACAUGGACCCCAUGAACGAGUACAACGCCCUGAACGAGGCCAAGCAGAUGAUCGCGGUCGCCGACGAGAACCAGAACCACCACCUGGAGCCCGAGGAGGUGCUCAAGUACAGCGAGUUCUUCACCGGCAGCAAGCUGGUGGACUACGCGCGCAGCGUGCACGAGGAGUUCUGA
This is a messenger RNA of Mandrillus leucophaeus (drill), 1369 nucleotides long. RefSeq names its product stromal cell derived factor 4 (gene SDF4). Bases 146 to 1369 code for a protein of 407 amino acids. Gene Ontology annotation, cellular component: endoplasmic reticulum. Gene Ontology annotation, molecular function: calcium ion binding. Lineage: Eukaryota; Metazoa; Chordata; Mammalia; Primates; Cercopithecidae. Gene Ontology annotation, biological process: calcium-ion regulated exocytosis. The record is from RefSeq and is a predicted model, not a curated record. The transcript has 5 exons.